This is a messenger RNA of Sorghum bicolor (sorghum), 542 nucleotides long. RefSeq lists its product as uncharacterized. The record is from RefSeq and is a predicted model, not a curated record. Lineage: Eukaryota; Viridiplantae; Streptophyta; Magnoliopsida; Poales; Poaceae. The transcript has 2 exons. Bases 35 to 460 code for a protein of 141 amino acids.
GGCUGGAGGAGGGAAGCAGCACGGGCGGUACUAUAUGGCCCACAGCGCCAUCGACCCGACCACUGUGCCCACGCUCCGCCAGGUGCGACAGGCGAGCAGCACGACCUCCUCCGACGUCCCCAUACGAGCUCGGCAGCCGUCUUUCCAGUCCCAGUUGGCCGAGUUGCGGGCCAGGCAGGAGUCCGCGGAGGAGGCCCAUCGGCAGGAGAUAGCGCGCCAGAACGAGGCCCAUCGGCAGGAGCUGGCGCGCCAGUUCGAGGCGUUUCAACAACACCAGCAGCGUCAGAUGCAGGACUUCGCCAACUACUUCACCUCCCUUCAGAUCCCUGGUGUAGUCACGCCUCCGCUGCCUGCCUCGCUGUUCGCUCCACUCCCUCUUCCAGGCACUGUAGUACAGUCUCCAGUGAGUAUAUACGAGUGCAUAUUGUUUUGUCUUCUGCGGACAUCAUGCAGGUACUAAUGACAUCGCUUCUACUUUGUGAAGGCACAGUCGCACGGAUCGAACCCGACUCCUCAAGACGGCGCUUCUCCAGGCCAUGGGU